CUGCGGCGACAGCAGUCCUCGAGACGACCAAUUCUGCCUCCCCGACCUCCUUCCGCGCCGCAAUCAACACACCGGAGAUGGUGAUGCAGAUUCUCAACGGUACCGUGCCGGACUCUUCCCCCGCCGGCCGACGCCUGCCCGCCUCCUCAUCGGUGUUUGAAGACCGUUCCCGCGUCAAACGGCGAGUUGGUCGGCUGACUGAUGGGGGAGAGGAGGUGGAGGAGGUGGGCUGUUACAGUCCCCACCGGGGCGGGGCCCGCUUCGGUCGCCCCGCCCUGUCAGCAGCUGUCUCCAACGGCUCGCUGGAAUUGCCCCAGGGGGUCCUACUCAGUCGUAGGCCGCCACCUUUCGUCAUCAGCGAAUCCGAGUUCGAUGAGGAGGAGGGGGAUGAAGAGGACGUAGAUGGCGAAGGAUAUCCCGUCGAGUGAGUGCUGUAUUCAGUCUUGGCCAGUCGGUCUCGCAGUUGGGCGUGGGUUCUUGUGGCUUAUCAGAUUUGGCCGUCCUAGCUGCAUGUUUGUUCCUUACCCCUUCUGUCUAAAUUGAACCUUCAUGUUAGAAUUAUAGGCAUAGGCGACCGUUUUUAGCAGAUUUCAAUAUUCCGGCCCACGGACUGCUGUUGAGUGACUCAUAACUGUGUGUGUAGGAACGGUGACGCGCGCGGGCGCACGCGUGAAUUAGUUUAUGAUACUAGUGGACUUGCACAGCACCUGCCGCACUCUCCCUUCCCUUACCCCUCUCCCCCACGAGCCCCGUGUCAAGACAGAGUCAAGGAGAUCGGAGGCGGAGCUAGGGCGCAUUGGUUGACGAAACCAGACAGCCCAUGCUUGCGUUCUGCACACCCCUGGUCCGCGCACAAUGGACUAGGUCUUCACAAAAACAGGGACAGGCUCGAGUAUCAACUGGUGCAAGUAGCAGAACCCUGCAGGGCCUAUUGAAAUGCCUGGAGUGUUUACACUUGGAAGGUUGCUCACCGACGGGAUAAAGCGGUCGCCCUGUGGGAUCAAAAUAAGGGCCACAGUUGCUCCUUAUCAACGUGGUUUUUUGUGGUACUUUUCUGCAUUCAUGAGAUCCGUGGGUUGUUCUGUCGGUUCUUUUGACUUUGUCGUGCCAUUUGAAUAGGACGCGUGUUUGGCGAGAGAGAGAGAGAGAGAGAGAGAGAGAGAGAGUGAAAUAAGGGUUGCGUAAGCCACCCUCACCAAAUGCCUAAUUCAAACGCAAAUCAGCGCUGCACCUCUACUCCCACCUCCGUGGUUUUUGCCGCUCCUCGGCGUUUUUCCUGGAAGACGUGUCGCGCAUAGAUGGCGCCAACCGUGUACUCCUACGCCUAUGAUAAUACACAAUUUAAGCCUGGAAUAAGUCAUCCCAUUAAUCAUUGAACGUGCAUUCUAACGCUGGUCUAUGGCAUGGGCUCUAUUUCGAGAACAGCUUGCGUGAUAUUAUAUAAACUCUAAGUGAACAUUUUUUUCGAAACACUGUGAUCCAGCAAAAUAAAUCACAACUCCUUUUAAAAACUAAGACAAUCACAAAAGCAACGUAUUUAUUUCCAUUAAGUAAGUCUUAUCGAACAUUUGCGACUUCUUUGUCCUGACACCUGAGAAAAUGCGGAAGAAAGAGAACUGCGGAUUUUCGACACACAUGGAAUGUGGCCAGAAUCACCUGCACCCCGACGAAACCUCUGCACCGACAUUCGGUCGAAAUUCUGUGGAUGUGCUUCGUUUGGUGGAAAUUGACCACUGAAUUCUGGUCAUCUAUGAGGUCUAAAAGAACGAACUUUGUCAUUCAGUCAUAAAGGGUUUUUUAGUAUUCUUCUGCGCGACAGGCAAUUAUGAUUUCCGUUUGAUGAAAUCCGAUUCAAACCUAUAUUCCACUUAGGUCGCGCGUUUUCUAGUAAUCGGUUUAGAGCCACCAUGCCAUCGGCUACCUGAGUCGUAUUGGGAGUACGGUGCCUGAUUUCGAGUGACGCUCCCUGACCUUAGUAAUUCUUUUUUAAGUAACUAAUAUUUUCAUAAGAAAGUCUCAGCACUCCAUGGCCGAAGCACGAGAAACGGCCUAUAAACCUGGAUGUUGUAACUGAGCCAUUUCCGUUUGCCCUUAAGCCAGUACGUUCAGAGUGCCAGACUGUAAUGCCCUUUAUGAUUUUUAUUACUCAUUUACGACAUUCCAUUAGAAGGAUGACAGCUCGCCGUUCCGUUUGGUCGAUGUGUGUACUUUUUUAAGUUGUGCUGUCGGCGAUUAGUGGCGUCAAUCGCUACGGAUGAGCAAAGGCAGGGGUACAAAAUAAGUACUGUUUUGUGGAAAAUAAAUUAAUUCAUGUCCGUAAGCAUAAAAAUUAUCGUACUUUUGAGGAAGUGAGAGAGAUGUUGGCAUUCCCCGCUUUUUAAUGCCUACCGUCUAGUAUCAGGUCUGUAUUUUAACCAUUUUUUCUGCCUGUUCUGGAUAUUAAACCCCAGUUCCAUUUGUUAAUUUCAGGGAACAACUGCUCACUCAAAAUCGCUUCCGAACUCAUACCACCCUGAAUUUGAAAAAGAACGCCCGUGAUGUUGAGACCCUGUAA
Molecule: messenger RNA, 2554 nt
Organism: Spirometra erinaceieuropaei
Lineage: Eukaryota; Metazoa; Platyhelminthes; Cestoda; Diphyllobothriidea; Diphyllobothriidae
Source: the annotation of a GenBank genome assembly